AUGACCAUGCAGCAAAAUGAAUCCUGGCCAGCUUCGGCUCAGUCAUCUCUCACGUUUACACAGGGCUUCCUUCUCGGCCAGUUGUCGGUUGUGCUGCUGAUCGGUGCGUUCAUCAAGUUCUUCAUAUUCGGUGAAGCACCCGCCCCGCCGUCGCGAGGCCUCUCCCAACGCACCGCCGCCCAUCGACGGUCCAAUUCAAUCAAUAUUACCUCGAAUGAUGGCAGCGUUAGAACUUUGCGCGAGAAGCCUUCAACAUCGAACGUGCUCCGUCCAGUGCCGGCGUCCUCCACCAAUACGCGGUCUAUCCUUCGGAAGACAUACUACAGCGCGAUCCCUACGAAUCCUACUGCAAAACAUGGCCGGCAUCGCAUGCACCAUUCGUCACACCAGCCAGAGUCUCUGGAUUGGUUCAACGUGCUGAUUGCACAGACGAUUGCGCAAUAUCGACAAACUGCGUAUUCGCUGAAAGACUCCCCUACGUCAUCGAUCCUGGACUCCUUGACUGCUGCGAUGAAUAAUCCCGAAAAGAAGCCAUCGUUCAUCGACAAAAUCACCGUGACAGAUAUCUCGCUCGGCGAGGAGUUCCCAAUCUUCAGCAACUGCCGGAUUAUCGCCGUGGAUGAUCCAACCAAUCCGGAUGGCGGGAGGUUACAGGCACUCAUGGACGUUGAUCUCAGCGACGAUAAUCUCUCAAUCGCCAUCGAAACGUCUCUGAUCUUGAACUAUCCCAAGCCAUACUCGGCGAUUCUCCCAGUCGCCCUGUCCAUCUCCGUUGUUCGAUUCUCGGGGACGCUUUGUAUCUCUCUAGUUCCCGCUUCCACUCCUCCUCUCCAUACCCCGUCCCCUUCUCCUUCUCCGCCUACUGCCGGAACAGGAACAAAUAUAAGAGCACACACAGCGGAUGACUCUGCCGAGUCGCGUGGCCGGCCAAAAAGCGCACAAGAAGAUAGCAGCGCGCCGCCGCCGAAGACCAGUCCCAAGAGCAAUGUCGCGUUCUCUUUCCUCCCGGAUUACCGGCUUGAUCUCUCCGUGCGCUCUCUCAUCGGCUCGCGCAAUCGACUUCAAGAUAUACCCAAGGUGGCUCAACUGGUAGAAGCUCGCGUGCAUGCCUGGUUUGAAGAGAGAGUCGUGGAGCCGCGCGUCCAGGUCGUCGGGUUGCCGGACCUCUGGCCCCGCAUGGGCCGGACAGGCGUGAGGACCGGUGAAGAACCCGAGUCAUCUGCAUCCACGGGUCCUCGGGCUGCUCCGGUGUCAUCCGCCGACAUGGGUGGUGACGGCCCGCUUCGAUAUGCCGAUGAUGCCGGUCUAGCAUCAGAAGGGCUGCGGUUCCGUGUUAACAUGGGCGCGCGUCCGGGGUUGGAUGGGUUGCAGAACCAUGCCUUGCGCCGAGAAGAAAGUUCAGAGGCCGUUAGAGGCCAGUUUCAUAUACCCGGCUCCCUUGAUGGUGUACCUGCCAGUUAG
Messenger RNA from Penicilliopsis zonata CBS 506.65, 1461 nucleotides. RefSeq lists its product as hypothetical. The transcript is spliced from 3 exons. Gene Ontology annotation, molecular function: lipid binding. The coding region runs from base 1 to 1461 and encodes 486 amino acids. Gene Ontology annotation, biological process: mitochondrion organization; phospholipid transport. NCBI's taxonomy places the organism in Eukaryota, Fungi, Ascomycota, Eurotiomycetes, Eurotiales, Aspergillaceae. Gene Ontology annotation, cellular component: endoplasmic reticulum; ERMES complex. The record is from RefSeq and is a predicted model, not a curated record.